AUGGUUGUAUCUUUCACGGGAAAACUACUUGAUAUAUUACAUCACUGUCUUCCUUCAACUAUAACUGAACUAGAUCAUGCUCUAAGUGAUGGCGUAAGUAGGGGUGGAAGACAAGCAUUGGAGUGGAGAGCGUCAAUUGCUAAACAUUUCAUUGAAGAAUGGGAAUGGCAGUUGUCAAUUUUGCAGCGUCUUCUUUCGUUAUCUGAAUGCCAGUGGCACUGGAAGGAGGCAUUAACUGUAUUACGUCCCGCACCAUCUAAGCUACUUAACCUGUGA
Messenger RNA from Prunus armeniaca (apricot), 276 nucleotides. NCBI's taxonomy places the organism in Eukaryota, Viridiplantae, Streptophyta, Magnoliopsida, Rosales, Rosaceae. The record is from the annotation of a GenBank genome assembly.